Messenger RNA from Hemiscyllium ocellatum (epaulette shark), 13015 nucleotides. It is a transcript of the gene cabin1, whose product is annotated as calcineurin binding protein 1. Gene Ontology annotation, cellular component: nucleus. Bases 105 to 6869 code for a protein of 2254 amino acids. The record is from RefSeq and is a predicted model, not a curated record. NCBI's taxonomy places the organism in Eukaryota, Metazoa, Chordata, Chondrichthyes, Orectolobiformes, Hemiscylliidae. Gene Ontology annotation, molecular function: nucleosome binding; protein binding. Gene Ontology annotation, biological process: chromatin organization. The transcript has 36 exons.
CGUCCUCAGGCUUCGUCUCCCAGACCCCGGCUGAUUGGCCGGCUCUCUCUCUGGGUGAGUGAAGCCUGGAGUCAGGACCUGCCGCCGGUGGCCCGUGGAGCACCAUGAUCCGUAUUGCUGCUUUAAAUGACACUACAGUAGUGGAAGAUUAUGAGGAAUCCUUCAAGAGCCACAAAACUCAAACAAAAGAGGCUCAGGAAGCCGAAGCAUUUUCUCUAUACCACAAAGCUUUAGAUCUGCAGAAACAUGAUCGCUAUGAAGAAUCUGCAAAAGCCUAUCAUGAACUGUUGAACACACAGCUGCUAAAAGAGGCCGUUCUGUCGGGUGAUGAGAACGAAGGAUUAAAACACCCUGGAUUGAUGCUGAAAUAUUCCACGUAUAAAAACUUGGCCAGUUUAGCAUCCCAGAAAGAUGACCCGAGUACAGCAAUGGAAUUUUACCUGGAGGCUGUAAUGUUGGAUUCUACAGAUGUGAACCUUUGGUAUAAAAUUGGAAGAGUAGCCCUGAGGUUGAUUCGCAUUCCACUGGCCCGCCAUGCUUUUGAAGAAGGACUCAAGUGUAAUGCAGAUCACUGGCCGUGUCUAGAUAAUCUUAUCACUGUGUUGUACACACUUAGUGAUUAUACCAAUUGUCUGUAUUAUAUCUGUAAAGCUCUAGAGAAGGACUGUCGCUACAGCAAGGGUUUAGUUUUGAAAGAGAAGAUUUUUGAAGAACAGCCUUGUUUGCGAAAGGAUUCCUUCCGUAUGUUCUUGAAAUGCGACAUGUCCAUUCAUGCAUUGGAUGUGGAUCCAGCAGAGGCUAAAGCUGUUAUUGAGGAAGCUCUCGAACUCCGUAGGAAGAGACAGGCAUUGGCAAUACAAGAAGAGGAGCCAGAUCUUCAACUAACACAACCAAUCUCUCACUUCACGUGGCGGUGCCUGGGUGAGAGUUUACUGGCUACAUACAUGCAUUUGACGUCUUCUGAACCACCUCACCCCAGCCUUGGCAGAAUGUUAGAUCUUUGCAUGUACAGAGACCCUUCACAACAUCUGUUGAUGUCACCAACUAGCACACCUGUUAGUGUAAUCCAGCCCAAUCCUGCAACGUCCAGUCCUGCACCUGUAGUGACUGCACCAACAAUGCCAGCACCAGCUAUGGUUACACCAGCAGCUCCAACUCCAGUUCCAAGUGUGUCAGAAACUGUAGCAGCACAAGCAGAAACAUCUAUCAUUGACAAGGCGAAGAAGGGUUCCAAAAGGAAGCGGAUAGCUGAUGAGGCUGGGGAACCAGCAAAAAGGCGGUCUGCUCGAGUGCGAAACACCAAGUGCAAGAAGGAAGAGAAGAUUGAUUUUCAGGAACUGUUGAUCAAAUUUCUGCCCUCAAGGUUGAAAAGGGUAGAUCUAGAGGAUGAAGAUGAUGCAUUUGGCACCUUUGAAGUUCAGACUGAGUUGAAAAAGGAAAGUCAACAACUAAUGGGCCCUUAUCGGAUGCAAUUUGAUCCUUCAACUUUCAUGGAACUAGAAAAACAAGAUGUUCACAUGUUUUUACUGAACAAUCUGAAGAACGGUGGAAUACUAGACUUGAUGUUGAAAUAUUUAAAAGCGCUUGGUCAGAAAUUCUUGGCAAAGUGGCCCCCUGGACUGGCAGAGGUAGUUCUCUCAAUCUAUAACAGCUGGAGAAAACACUGCAGUAGUCUACCUAAUCCUAUCCUCAGAGAAUGCAGCAACCAGCACAUCAAGGACAUGAUGGUGAUGUGCUUAGUGUGUAUGGAACUACAGCUUGAUCAGUGGCUUCUGACAAAGUCCAAAAGUACCACAGUUUCCCCUCGAAAAUGUUCCUCCAGCAACACUGCUGCACAGUUAGGGCCUGAUUUUCCAGGCAGCCAUUAUUUAGGAGAUUUGAUUCAAUUGGCCUUCACUUCAUCACAGAGGGAUCUAUUUGAGAAUGACUGGCUGGUUUUUGUGGUUCAAGUUUACUGGUUGAAAGCCAGAUUUAUGGCAUUGCAGGGAGAUAUGGAGCAAGCUCUGGAGAGCUAUGACAUCUGCACUAGUUUGUUUUGCAGUUCAUUAGGAAUUAAAGUGGGCAGCAGGAAUAGUGAUGGUUUUACUAUCAGACUACCAAAUCUACAUGUGGAUUCUGCCAUAUCAUUGGAGGAGAUUGAUAAAAAGCUCAAAUCACUGGAGAGGUGCCAGUCACUCGAGGAGGUUCAGCGCUUGUAUGAAAUGGGCGAAUAUGACCAGGUUGUGAAGCUGCUGCGACCCACAUUGACCCUUGGCGCGAUUGGCAGAACAAAGCCCCUGGAAUUUGUUGCUUCCAUCCCUGAACGACCUGCUCAGCUUCUCCUGUUGCAGGACUCCCUGCUCAAACUAAAAGAUUACAGGCAGUGUUUGGAGUGUUCUGAAGUUGCACUAAAUGAAGCCAUUCAACAGAUGAAUAACGUAUCAUCCACAUCCUCUAAGGAAGAGUGGGUUUCGACAGUGACUCAGCUGUUGACUGGGAUUGAUUAUUCCUUGUCUGGCGAUAACAGUAUCCUGGAAGAACAGUGUUUGAAUCCUUGUUUUGUCAGGUUCGCCAACAAUCUCAUCCAGAUCAUUGACUGCAGCAUGGGAGUACCUGAAGAUUCCAAAGAGCCAACUGUGUCGUCAGUGCUGCCUUGGAUCACAUUGUACAGGAUCAUAAAACACGAGGAGGAGGAGUUUGACACUCUUCGCCGCCAGCAUUGUAAAAACGAAGACUCUGAUCCUGAAACUCCAAUGCUGCCUUCCUCUCUGAUGUUGCUGAACACAGCACACGAGUACCUGGGGCGAAGAUCCUGGUGCUGUAAUUCUGAGGGAGCACUACUGAAGUUCUAUGUUCGAGUCCUUCAGAAGGAAUUGUCUGCAUCAAGACCAGAAGAUGCCCACCCCUUUAAAGAAGAGCUGGAGACUGCCCUCGAGCAGUGCUUUUACUGUUUAUAUGCCUAUCCUAGCAAGAAGAGUAAGGCUAGAUAUCUGGAGGAGCACUCUGCUCAGCAGGUGGAACUGGGUUGGAAUGAUGCAGAAUUUAUGUUUGAUUAUUUCAAGCCCAAGAAUUGCCCAGAAUUCGACAGCUACAAGACCAGCACUGUGUCUGCAGAUCUGGCAAACCUUUUGAAGAAGAUUGCUGCGAUAGAUCGAGAUGAGGAUAACCUGCCCCUCUCAAUUGAAAGCGUAACAGCCUAUAUUGAAGGCUCUGUUGACACGGUGCCAGCCCUCCCUGAAGGAGCAGAUUCUGAACUUCCUCUUGUUAAUGAGUUGUAUUACCUUCUGGCUGAUUAUCAUUUCAAGAACAAAGAACAAGCUAAAGCUAUAAAAUUCUAUAUGCAUGACAUCUGUGUCUGUCCAGCAAGGUUUGACUCGUGGGCAGGUAUGGCUCUGGCUCGUGCUAGUCGUAUCCAGGACAAACUGAAUUCAAAUGAAUUGAAGAGCGAUGGACCUAUCUGGAAGCACUCAGUUGCUGUGCUGAAUUGUUUUAAACGAGCAUUAGAGAUAGACAGUUCCAAUCUCUCAUUGUGGAUUGAAUAUGGCUCCAUGUCCUAUGCACUACACUCAUUUGCUUCCCGCCAACUGAAACAGUGGAAAAUGGAAUUGCCAUCAGAAGUUGUCCAACAGAUGGAAGAGCGAAGGGACAGUAUGCUCGAGACAGCUAAGCAAUGUUUUCUAUCAGCAACACACUGUGAAGGAGAUGGCGAUGAGGAGGAGUGGCUCAUUCACUACAUGUUGGGCAAGAUAGCAGAAAAGCAGAAACAGCCGCCGAAGGAAUAUCUGGAACAUUACAAGCAGGCGGCGCAUAACCUACAUGAAGAUGCAGCACAUUAUCCACGGAAGAUCCAUUACCACAAUCCACCAGACCUGGCUAUGGAAGCUCUAGAGGUCUACUUCAGGCUUCAUGCCUCGAUUCUCAAACUGCUGGAGAAGGAUGAAGUGACUGUGGACUGUGAGAUGCUAUUCAGCUACAUUAAAGAAGCAGCUCAAGGGCCUUUUGCCAGCGGUGAAGAGAAGAGUACCUUUAAGGUCACUGAGAAGGAGAAGUCCUGUACAAAUGAUGAUGAUUCUCAUUCUUCUGUUGGAACCAUGCAAGGUCAAGGAAAUCUUCCCUCGGGUCCAGGUCUGACAUCCCCACCUUACACAGCCACUCCGAUUGACCACGAUUACGUCAAACGUAAAAUCCCCCGUCAGCAGGCUUCAAUUGAUGAGAGAAGUCAAGACAGUGUGAUUUUGGUACUCUCUGAUUCUAACUCAACCCAGGAUGUCUUCACUGAUGCAGCCAGUUCCCAGGACAGCAGCAGGAAGAUUCAAUCUGGGAAAGGCAGCCCCUCAUCAUCAUCGACCGUGGAAGCUACUGUCUUGUCAAUGGAGAGCCAUGGAAAACUGGAGGAAGAGGAUUUAGUAGCUCGAGGUUCUUCUGAAGGUUGUAAAAGAGGCAGUGUAGAGAUCACAGAAGCCAUAGAUGCUUUAGCUUUGAGAUUAGCAGAGCGCACAGCUCACAGAAUGCCUACAGAAGCAGCUGUACUGUCCAGGGACAACUAUCGGAAAUUGGAGGAAGAGGACUCGGUGGGUCGCAUCUGUUCUGAACUUUGCAGAGGAAGUAGUGUGGAAAUCACUGAAGGAAUAGACGCAUUGGCUUUGAGAUUGGCAGAACAAGCAGGAGCAAAAUUGCAUACAGAGUUGCAGUGUCAAACUGCCACCAUUAAUGCUACUAAUGUCACUCCCACCAGGGCCAUCUCCUCAUCUCUAUGUGACUCAAAAAAGAAAACAGCUGAUCCUUCAGGAGAGAUGAAAGAUACCUACAGAUUGGAGGAUCUCCCUCAGAGCUUGCCAGGAGAGGAGAGGGAGCAGCGGCGAGUGCUGAUUGAACAGUGUAUUAGAGCAUUACAUCUGUGCCUCAGUCGAUUCCCUCAGCACUAUAAGAGUCUCUACAGACUGGCAUAUCUGUACAUAUACAGUAAAACACACAAGAACCUGAACUGGGCUCGGGACGUGCUGCUCGGUGUCAAUAUACCAUGGCAACAAUUGAAGCAUAUGCCAGCUCAAGGACUUUUCUACGAGAGGAACAAAACAAAUUUUUUUAAUGGAAUCUGGCGUAUUCCUGUGGAUGAAAUUGACCGUCCUGGCAGCUUUGCCUCACAUAUGAACCGUUCGAUUGUUAUCUUACUUGACGUUCUGUCACAGCUGAAGGACCAUAAUACACUGCUGAGAGUAUCUUCCAUGCUUCAAAGGACACCUGACCAGGGAAAGAAGUAUUUGCGCGAUGUGGAUCGUCAAGUGCUCGCCAAGCGGGCAUUAAUUUUCACAGUAAAAGUGCUUGAGGACAACUUGAAGGAACUAUCUGGGAUUUCUGAAGACCAGAUUCCUAAAUCUUCAGGCUCUCCAAUGGGGGAGAUGACAACAGAUGUUUCAAACAAGCCCACUGCUGAGGAGCACAAGGGUGUUGUGACCAAGAAACUCACCAACUCUGAUGGGCAUUUGAGAAACACAGAGAAUGGGGUAAAGGAUAUCCCAAGAGGCCAGUCACCCCAGGUUAUGAACAUGGAACAAGGGGAUAAAAAUGAUCCAGUAUUGGGUGACAUUAGCAAAGCAUGCAUCGGCACAGAGGAGCCAAUGGAACUGGAUAGCUCUGUUGAACAGGGAAAAUUGGAUUUUUCAUUCAAACCUCCCAGUGAUUUGGAUACAGAGCACAGCAAAACUGUUGGGGUUACUGAGGGGAAGAGUGCUGAGUGUAAACCUACCGAACUGUCUUUGGAAGAGUUGAGCAUAAGCUCAAAGCAGCAAGUCUCAACAGCAGUGCCCCAUGUCGUGGCCAGUCAGGUGGUCAGGAAAACAAGCAGGAAGAGAAAAUUGAUAGAUGACACAGAAUCUGGGAAAACAUUGCUGUUGGAUGCAUACAGGGUCUGGCAGCAAGGUCAGAAAGUUAUGACUGUUGAUCUGGGAAAGAUUGAAAAGAUCAUGUCGGAGACCUACAUGCUGAUUAAACAGGUUGAUGAGGAUGUAGCUUUGGAGCAAGCCAUGAAAUUCUGCCAGCUGCAAAUGGCCACGUCAACACAAAAACAGUCAGGAGAGACGCCAACCACACCGAAAUACUCCAAGGACUGUAAGGAAAGCUUCUUCCCAUCUGCACCGAGCGCUGUCAGUACACCGGUUCCCGUUUCGACUACAUCUAGUACGGUGGUGCCUGAGAACCCCAGGCCAAGUGACUCUCAAUCUAAAGCUAGGCUCAGCAACACUGCCCAGGAGGACCAGCGAGGUGCUGACGUCGCACCAAUGUUGACACCAAGGGAUGUCGAGCCCCAAACUCCCGGUCCAACAGACACUCUAUCAUAUCUCGCUCAAGAUGAUGAUUCUGAAGAGCCUCUCGAAGGGCUGAGUUAUCGGCAUCAGGAGACCCAUCUGUGUCAGCAGAUGAAGAUGGCGACCGUUGCUUCAUCCCAUGAUUCAACCCAUUGGCAAGAAAAGGGCACGUACACUCAGCGAGACGAAGGCUCACAUCCUGCACACUGCUCCGGCCAUGCUUCCAGUUCGAUUAGUGAACCCUCCACCAUCUCAGUUUCCCAGAGUUGCAAAGCUGACAGCAGUCGAAUCAAAUCGCGUGUCCCUCCAAACAUGCCAAAGCUUUUUAUCCCAUCAUCUUUGGCAAAGUUUCCACCGGAGAUAACCGUCACACCGCCGACCCCAACCCUCCUGUCACCAAAAGGUAGUGUGUCUGAGGAAACCAAGCAAAAACUGAAGACUGCCAUCCUAUCUGCACAGUCUGCUGCCAACGUGAAGAAAGAGACUCUCUGCCAGCCAGCCUUGGAAAUCCUGGAGACGUCAAGCCAGGAGUCGUCACUGGAGAGUGACACUGAUGAUGAGGAAGAUGAUUACAUGGACAUCUGACACAAUGUGAAGUCACAGCAGUAGGCAGCCAACCACUGCACUCCUGCAAAGACACAUCGGGAAGACUGCUUUCUCUGAGACCAUGGAAGUGCACAGUACUUUAUACAGAGCAGCCCAGAAUAAGGUGCAGUGAUCCCUUACCAGCAUUGGCCUUUGUAAAUAUUGGACACAUCCCAGCAGCUGAGGCUGACGAGCUGAGCUGCAUCACUGGGCUCCUUGCUUGAUUUGUGCUGACCAGGGAGAGAUGACUCUGACCUUGUUCGAACACAAGCUGAUGAUUGAUUUUACAGGAGCAGGUUUCAUUCGGGACAUACCUCACGCAAAGUUGUCGCCAGCUUCGUCGCAGUUCAGUGUCUGGGUGGGAGAGUUCGGUCAGUGAAGGCCCAUUGCACUCACUGUGGAGAUACCAGCAUAAUGCUGGGAACAUGAACUCAAAGCAGCAAGUGCUGGGAAUGAGCAGCAGAUUGGUUAACUUCUGAGAGGAGGGUUUUUGAGGGAGAGAGUCUUUGAACACCAGGAAGACUCCAAGACCUGCUAGCUAUUUCCAAUCCUUUUCCUGGUCCUUCAUUGUGUCUAUAUUUUCACUAAUUGUUGUGAAGCCCUCCUUAGAUUGAACUCCGGGUUAUGAUGAGCACAGAAAGGAUUGGAACUUGCUUACCUUUACUGUGAACCUUCAGGCUCUGUACAGUCGAGUUAGAUUGCUUUCAGAAAAACAGCCAGUUAUCCUGCUCUCCUGCAGAGUGGCCGAUGUCAGGCACUGCAUCAAUCUGAAUUGGUUUGUAACAGAUCUCGCCCUUUCAUGCUGAAUCUUCACAUUUAUUUUUCCAGUCAUUAGUUUCAUUGAGAAAUGUUGGUUUCUGUUGCUGGAGGUUGGUUGUGAAUGUAGAGAGGGGCCUACUGGUCAGUUCUGCUGUCAAUUCCUGGUUUCUCUAUCAGAGUAAAAACUUACCAGAACACAGAGCAGGAUAUUGGAACGUGCUCGGGAUUGAGAAGGUUAGAUUUCUGAGAUGAUUAUCAGAUUUCAUAGGAGAUGUAGAAACCUCCCCUGGAUAAAAACCUCUCGCCAUUGGUCCAUUCCCAGACAUUGACUAGAAGUUUAAGAGCAAAGUUUACACACUAACUUUGUGACCUAGUGACUCCCUGCCACCAGCAUUGAGAGCAUCAGACAGCCCUUCUGCAUGAGCCCUUGCAGGUAGAUGAACAGUAGGCUCAUAAUGAUGUCUACAUGUAACCAAUCACAAGCUUGGUAUAGUAAUGGUGACCAGCAGUUAUCAAGACUGAUAUGUAACUUUAGUAUUCAGGACUGGUAACAUUCCUGUGUCAAUCAGGAAAUUAUUACCUGCUAAUGAUUAAUGUGUGCAGCAGUGACAGUAAUAAUGUCCAUUAACAUGGAACUGCCCUACCUUCACUCCAGCCUAGCACUCACUCCGAGCUAACUCUCAUCUUAGUUUGACUUCCUCCUGCACUCCAAAGCAGACUGAUACUUAAUGUUCUGGGCAUGUGAGAAGGCAUUAGUCCAUCUGGGACCUUGGGGCAGCGGUAGGACCCACAGCUUAUCUCUUCAAGCACCUGAGAUUUGAGGCUUGAAGGCUGAAUGCGAAUGAUUGUAGAAGGGGGGGGCGAGAUUGAAUUCAAAUCAGGCAUGGGAAGAUUAGUGAGAGUGGAAAAGAAGAUUCGGCAAUAAAACGUGUAAAAAUUGAAUAUUUUCAGAGCUCUUUAAGAAAUUGCUACGCACAGAAUCGAGACUCUGUCCCCUUUCUGGACUGCAGAAGUGAAUUGACAUUAUCACCUCCUCAAAAACAUACUGACCCUGUUAAUGAAGAGCCUUUUUUGAUAUUUGUACAUGAACCUAACCAUAAUGUGCAUGCCUAGCCAGUUCGUAAUAAUGUGUGACUUACCGGCGUGAAGCUAAAUCAACAACGCAUUCUGGAGAUUCACAACUCACAUCAUAUUUCUCGAGACCCUCAACAAAUUGGUCAAUUUAAUAAAAAUGUACGUGUUAACACAGUUGCCUUUCCUUUAAAGGCGUGGCCCACAGUUUAAUCUAUGUUCGUAUUUCUGAAGAGAGCUGGAGCUGUGUUGUGUCUAAUGAGAAAAGUUACUUUGAACAUAUCCCUGGAUCUGUAAAUGACACGUGGGAUUAUAGUAUGGGUUUAAGAGCACAGGGCUGAAUAUAUUUUCCCCUUAGUCCUGAACAUGCUCAGUGACAGUGUGUCCAACCUCUCACAUUGAACAGCAGCCAUUAGUUAUCAAGUGAUGAGAGCUUGAUUCAAAGUUGUUUAUUAUUUGUGCACCAGGAUCUGAGAUUCUUGUAGAGUCAAAAGAAUUCUGCCAAAUGUGCUCCCCCAGAAUCUAUUGUCUCACCCGUUUAUAAUGAUUAAACUGACUUUGCGAUCAAAACCAUUUCAUUUUCCCGUCCUUUUCUAUUGUGAAUCAACUACAGCAUUUGUGGUGUGAAUGUCUUCCUAAAAUUCCGCUCAGUGAUCCUGCUCCCACCCAGACCCCUCGGAAGAUGGAAAGGAUUGGUUGGCAGCUCUAAUAAUCAGAAUCCAGGCAGUGUGUUGGUGCACUGAGCUAGUCACAGUCUGAGUCUGGGAGCUCUCAGGCAGCUACAGAGCAUUUCUGGUUGGGAGAUGGAAGACCGUGUUUGUCUACAGCACAAAAGACUGCAUCUGUUUAGCACCUAACAGGUUACACAUGAAGCAAUCAGUAAACAUGGUCUCUCACUGAACCAAAUAGGAAUUGUUACCAAAGAGCAAGAUUUUGAGAAGCCUGAAGAAGAUAGAGAGAAGCCCUAUGAGGAAUCUCCCAAGUUUAAGAUUUAGACAGCUACAGCACGGAAGCCAGUGUUGGAGCAACGAAAAUCAGGGUUUUUCAAACGCUGGACUUGACACACUACAGAGAGCUCAGCAGUGAUAGAAUGGCUAAUAAAAACCUGAGACAUCUGAGAUUGACAGCAUGGUGACAGAGCAAUAGGCCGCUGCUUCGGAAGACCCUAGUUUGAGCCAGCAAUCUUGGUGGCAGAGGCUGCACUCAUUCCACCAAACAAGCUGAUAAAAACAGCUCCUGUCAAGUGCUGUUGAAAUGCCAUUGCCUUGAACAACAUCAAAGCCUAGAGACACACACACACACACACACACACUUCACAGCUUCAGUUAUGAGGGGCCCUGUCUGUGCACAUACUGAGGAAUUGCUUGUUGCUGUACCCAUUAUUCAGUGCAGAAACUCAGCCAGGCCUGUGUGAGCCUCCCAUGUGGAGAGACAUCAAGUGAUAGCAAGUUCAGACAGUGCAGUACUUGUGUAGGGUGGAUCUCAGGCUGUGGGAGCAGCUUGACCUCCAUAAGUUGCAAUGGGCUGAAAGGCCUCUCUGCUUUUAUGUCUCUAUUUAUGACCAGUUUCUCUUAUUGCACCACCUCAGAAUGCAAGGUGAUCUCAGGAAGCAAGGUAAUAAUGGAGUUGAAUCCUUCACUAGUUCAAUAGUUUGAUUGCUAGGGUGAUGGGGCCUGUUCUGAGGAGAGACUGAACACUCUGUCUCAAUAAGUUGAAAUGUUUGGAAAUCUUAGAGGUAGGUGCUGGGAAUCAGGUUAAUGAGAAAUUGGCAGAAUCGCACAUUUAUGAAUAUACAAAGUAGGAGCAACAUGUAAUCCUUUGACCCUCCUCUGCCAUUCAGUAAGGUCAUGUGUAAUCAGCUUGUGACCACAACUCCACAUUCUCACCUUUCAUCUUGAGCCUCUUGUUAGUCCUGAGUCUGUCUAUCGCUGCCUUAAAUAUAUUGAAUAAUAUUGCCUGGAUCAUGCUCUGAGGAAGAGAGCUGUGAAAAAAAUUCUCAUCAUCCCUGUCUUAAAUUGACAAUCUAUUUUUAUUUUUAAAACUGUGUCCUGUAGUUCUAGACUUUCCAACAAAGGGAAGCAUCUUUUAAUUAUCCACCAUUUCAAAGGCCCACAGGAUUUUGUAUGCUUCAUUCUUGCAAUAGAUACGAGUGCAACCUUCAAGGAGACCCAGACUGUACACAGUACUCCAUAUGUGGUCUCACCAACGUUCUGUACGGCUGUCGCAAAACAUCCCUACUUAUGUCGGAGCAAAUUAUUGCAAAUGCUGGAAUCUGUACUGAAAACAAACACUGCUGGAAAUCAGACAGCAUCCGUGGAGAGGGAGCAAGGUGUCUUGAGUCUGGGUGACUCCCUGCUUAUAUAUCCCAGCCACCUUUCCAAGAAAUAGGGCCAUUCCGCUUGCCUGGCCGAUCACUUGCAGCCCUUAGUGUUCAGUGGAUCAGGACACCUGAUCCCUCCAUACUUCCAGGCUCUGCAGUCACCCUCUGUUUCACUGAUACGCUGUUUUACUGUUCUUCCUGCUUAAAAGGAUGGGUGUUUUGAUUUGUUUGUAGGUGGUCACCCGUGAUCUUUAUUAAGCUGCAGUGCCUAAGGGACAGUACUGCCUUCAUUGUUCCUAUUUCUGUUUGUGUUAUCUGAUUAGCUGCAGCAUAUCCCAUUACUUCAGCCUCAUCGUCACCACAUGCCCUCCUGUUUUGAUUGAUUUCCCCCUGCUCUUCUUGUGUGUGAGUCACUCACAGGACCUGGUGAGAUUUUCCCGCUCAGCUGCUGUUGUCUCCAACCUUAUCUGCGCUCUCCCGUGUUGGCAGGUGCCCUGCUCUGAAGGCGAGAACUGUUGGAGGUUUAGUUUCUUGAACAGCAGACUGUAGUUGCAAGGGCCAGGCCUAGCUAGCCCUCACCUUUCUUGUAAUUUUUCCUAGUUUCUCAUUGAUGGGGUGGCACGGUGGCUCAGUGGUUAGCACUCCUGCCUCAAGCACUAGGGACCUGGGUUCAAUGCCAGCCUCGGGCAACUAUCCAUGUGGUGUUUGCACAUUCUCCCUGUGUCUGCAGGGGUUUCGUCUGGAUGCUCCAGUUUCAUCCCACAAUCACAGAGGUGUAAGUUAGGUGGAUUGGCCAUAGGAAAUUGCCUGUAGUGUCCAGGGAUAUGUAGGCUAGGUGGGUUAGCCAAGGGAAAUGCAGGAUUAUGGAAAUAGGGUAGGCUGUUGGGUCGGGGAGUGAUGCGCAUUGGAGGGUCGUAAUGGACUCAAUGGGCUGAAUGACAUGUUCCACACUGUAGGGAUUCUGAUUCUAUAAUACCAGUAAGAACAGAAAAGAUCCAAAUUUCAUUCAGGGACAAAGAGGGCAACAUUAGCCUCAUGAGAGACUCCAUGUCAGUACUCAAGCAUGUUUACUCAGGAGUAAGCACAUUGCUGUGGGACUGGAGUCAGGUGUUGGGUCAGUGGGUGCAGUGAACUAGAUGAUUUUUAAUGCCAGUAUUGGUUUUGAGUUACAGAACUAAAUUGUGAUUCUCUCAGUUUGCUGCAGUGGGGUUUGAACAUGCUGCCAGAGCAUUGGCCUGAGUCUCAGUGACAUUACCACCACCUCCCUCUCAAUGUUCUGGUGCAAAUUGCUCCUUCCAGCUGAACCAACUCAUCAUCCAUGUUCUCAUUGCUGUUUGUAGGGGCUUGCUCUGUACAAGGUGACUACUGCAGUUCCCUACAUUAGAUGAGACUACAUUUCACAAAAAUUUAACUGAUUCAAGUGCAUUGGGGUGUUCUGAGGUCAUGAAAGGUGCUAUGUAAAUGCAAGUUUGUUCCUUUCCUUUGUUGGUACAAUUAGGGUACGAGAGAGGAGGGUUUAGCUGUUGGAUAGCUUGCAAAAUAAUCAGAAAUUUUGGAGCCGUUUGGUACAAGGUCUGAAGAGAAGUGUUUGUAACGUGAAUAUCUUGGAGAUAUGUAAAAUAUCCGCUCGUGAUUCCAAGCUACUGGAUCCAGUUAGGAUGGAAUGUCUUUUUAUAUUGUAUUUUUUCUAAGGGCUUCUGCAUAUCGAGUGAUCACUUGUACAUUUUUACAAGAAGUGUUCUUAAAACCAUGUUAUCGCUUAGCUGCAAAAAAAAACACCCAUUGAAGUGUUGGGCCUUUACUAUUGAAUGUUCUGUCACAGGAAUGAUCUCUGCUUUUCUUUUAUAUGCAAUGUUUUAACCGUAAAGCUACUCAGAUUUAAACCCUUGUACAUAAAAAAGAACAUUUUGUUUUGGAAAAGCAGGAAAUCUGUUACAGUAUUCGCAUGUGAAAUAAUACCAGCUGAAGGCAGCUAGUAAUAAAACCCAACCGUUCU